Cherax quadricarinatus is the source of this 2433-nucleotide messenger RNA. RefSeq names its product neuropeptide SIFamide receptor-like. Gene Ontology annotation, molecular function: peptide binding; neuropeptide Y receptor activity. The record is from RefSeq and is a predicted model, not a curated record. Gene Ontology annotation, biological process: G protein-coupled receptor signaling pathway; cellular response to hormone stimulus. Gene Ontology annotation, cellular component: plasma membrane. Lineage: Eukaryota; Metazoa; Arthropoda; Malacostraca; Decapoda; Parastacidae.
CAGCACCAGUCAACCAGCACCAGUCAACCAGCACCAGUCAACCAGCACCAGCCAACCAGCACCAGUUAACUACCACCAGUCAACCAUCAACAGUCAAUCAUCACCAGUCAACCAGCACCAGUCAACCAGCACCAGUCAACCAGCACCAGUCAACCUUCACCAAUCAACCAGCACCAGUUAACUACCACCAGUCAACCAUCAACAGUCAAUCAUCACCAGUCAACCAGCACCAGUCAACCAGCACCAGUCAACCUUCACCAAUCAACCAGCACCAGUCAACCAGCACCAGUCAACCUUCACCAGUUAACCACCACCAUCUUAUCACCAUCCAUCACCCACCAACCACCAUCCACCAACCACCAACUAACCACCCUACACCCACCUCUCUCAACCAUGUACACCCAAGAAGUCAACACAACCACAACCACCACCUCCACCACAAUCUCCGACUACUACCCCACCAACUACCCCCCGUCUUACUACGACUACUACUAUCAAAACACGACCUCCUGCCUCACCAACGACACCAGCCAGCCCUGCUACGACUACGAGGUACCUACUUUCCGUCACUCCCUGUCAGUGACGGUACUCUACUGCGUCUCCUACGUUCUGGUCUCCGUUAUGGGCGUCGUAGGCAACAGUUUCGUUGUAGCAGUGGUCAUGCGGGCACCACGCAUGCGCACGGUCACCAACGUCUUCAUAGCUAAUCUGGCUGUGGCAGAUCUAUUGGUCAACAUCAUAGUUAUGCCCACCACUCUCAUUGGCCAUCUGUUGAACGCCUGGGUUCUCGGUCUCUUCAUCUGCAAGGCCAUGUCGUACCUGCAGGGAGUGAGUGUCUCAGCUUCCAUCAACACCCUGGUGGCCAUCUCGGUGGACCGUGCGCUGGCUAUCUGCUACCCCAUGAGGUGUCAGAUCACCUCUCGCACCUGUCGCAGCAUCAUUGUGGUCAUCUGGGCCUUCUCUCUCAGCAUCACUCUACCUUGGGCCAUCUUCUUCAAGCUGGAACCCAUCCCUGAUACUGACCUACAUGUGUGUACCGACAAGUGGCCAGAUGAACAGAGUGGUAACUUGUACUUCGUGGUGGCCAACCUGGUCAUGUGCUACCUGCUGCCUCUCACUCUCAUCUCUGUCUGCUACGUUUUAAUUUGGCGCAAGGUGUGGCGACGCAAGUUACCAGGGGAGCAACAGGACGUGGGUGUUGCUAUGAUGAUGCAUCGCUCUAAGAUUAAGGUGAUCAAGAUGCUGCUGGUAGUGGUGAUUCUCUUCGCCCUCUCCUGGCUCCCUCUCUACGCCAUCUUCGCUAGACUUAAGCUAGGAGUGCCACUCACAGAGAUGGAGACACACGUCAUCCACAUCCUGGCACCCGUAGCUCAGUGGCUGGGGGCAUCCAACUCCUGCAUCAACCCCAUACUCUACGCCUUCUUCAACGACAAGUUCCGUUCUGGCUUCAAGGCAAUCUUAGUAUCCCGGUCUUGUUGUUCUCCACUGCGUCUGGACGUCAACUGCAAGACCUUUCACUCAGUGAGGACCCACAACCCCUGUUCGCUCGAGUCCAAGGCCUCGUCUGAGUUCUCUGUGUACUCCAGUUCCUCUGGAUCAGCUGAAACAAGACGCAAGUCUGUGAUGGUGCAGAUCCCCCUUGACAGCCACGGCGCCCGUGCCGUGGUGACCACGCCGGCGACUCAGAAGAAGGAGAAGAAGAGACUGGUGGUGUCCCAGCGUCCCAGGAGUUCAAUGGUGCUGUAUCGCCAGUGUAUCAUCAACAACUUAACAAACGGCACUGCUUCCUCCACCACCUCCUCCAACGCUCCCCCCACCACCACCACCACCACUACCAUCACCACCACCACUACCACCACCACCACUUCGCUCAUCAACGGCACCACCACCAUCGUAUGAGGGGUGGAGAGUCAUCAACUACUUGAUCUCACAAGCUGAACAAACAUAACAAUUACAACCAAUAAUUGUUCAUGGGCUGCCUAACUAAUUAGUUAGUGUCCUUAUAUAACCUUUAAAACUAGACAAGAACCUUUGAAAUACAGCCUUCAAAAAUGUCUAGAACACUAGUAGAACACCUUGAAGUAAGGCUGACAGCUGACUAAAAACACUAAUAAAAGACUUAACACUUUGCUGACAAAAAACUUUGUACAGUUUAGAUUAAUUUAUCUGACGACUUUAUUAUUAAACGUUCAGCGCUACGCUGUAUUAAAACUGUGAAAAAUAUUCAAGAUUUAUGUUAACACUGUCAGCAAGUACACUAACACUGUCAGCAAGUACACUAACACUGUCAGCAAAUACAGUAACACUGUCAGCAAGUACACUAACACUGUCAGCAAGUACAGUAACACUGUCAGCAAGUACAGUAACACUGUCAGCAAGUACACUAACACUGUCAGCAAAUACAGUAACACUGUCAGCAAGUACAGUAACACU